GGAGGCAAGGGUGCGGCGCUGGUGGGAACCGGGGCGGAGACCUGCCCGGCCUCCGGCCUCGGUCCAGCCUUUGACCCUAGAUCCCCCGCCGCCCCCUGCAGGCGGCGCCCCGGGAACCGCUGCCCUGGCCUCAGCUCCCUCCUUUCGGCCCUAAGCACCGAGCGGAGCGCAGCAAACCCGCGCCGGCGGCAUGGCGGUGUCCUGGAGGAGCUGGCUAGCCAACGAAGGGGUUAAACACCUCUGCCUGCUCAUUUGGUUGUCCCUAAAUGUCCUGCUUUUCUGGAAAACCUUCCUGCUGUACAAUCAAGGGCCAGAAUACUACUACAUUCACCAGAUGUUGGGCCUAGGAUUGUGUCUAAGCAGAGCCUCUGCAUCUGUCCUCAACCUCAACUGCAGCCUUAUCCUGUUACCCAUGUGCCGGACCCUCCUGGCUUAUCUUCGAGGAUCACAGAAGGUUCCAAGCAGGAGAACAAGAAGAUUAUUAGACAAAAGCAAGACGUUCCACAUAACCUGUGGCAUAACUAUCUGUAUUUUCUCAGGUGUGCAUGUGGCUGCCCAUUUGGUGAAUGCCCUCAACUUCUCGGUGAACUACAGUGAGAAUUUCCUUGAACUGAAUGCAGCAAGGUACCAGAAUGAGGAUCCUAGAAAGCUUCUUUUCACGACUGUUCCAGGUCUGACGGGUGUAUGCAUGGUGGUGGUAUUAUUCCUCAUGGUUACAGCUUCUACCUAUGCAAUCAGAGUUUCUAAUUACGAUAUCUUCUGGUAUACUCACAACCUCUUCUUUGUCUUCUACAUGCUGUUGCUGUUGCAUGUUUCGGGUGGGUUGUUGAAGUAUCAAACCAAUUUAGACACUCACCCUCCUGGCUGCAUCAGUCUUAACCAGACCCCAUCUCAGGAUAUUUCCUUACAAGUCUACAUCUCAGAAAAUUUUCAUGGAUUUUCUCCUGAAAGACUUUCAAAACUAGAAGAUCGUAACGCGAAAACACCUGUAAAGAUGUGCCUGGAAGAGCCCAAGUUCCAAGCUCAUUUUCCACAGACCUGGAUUUGGAUUUCUGGACCUUUGUGCUUAUACUGUGCGGAAAGGCUUUACCGAUGCAUCCGGAGCAACAAACCUGUCACUAUCAUAUCAGUAAUCAAUCAUCCCUCAGAUGUCAUGGAACUCCGGAUGAUCAAAGAGAACUUUAAAGCAAGACCUGGCCAGUAUAUUAUUCUACAUUGUCCCAGUGUGUCAGCAUUAGAAAACCACCCAUUUACUCUCACAAUGUGUCCUACUGAAACCAAAGCAACAUUUGGUGUCCACUUUAAAGUAGUAGGAGACUGGACAGAACGAUUCCGAGAUUUACUACUGCCUCCAUCUAGCCAAGACUCUGAAAUUCUGCCCUUCAUUCAAUCUAGAAAUUACCCCAAGUUGUACAUUGAUGGUCCAUUUGGAAGCCCAUUUGAGGAGUCACUGAACUAUGAAGUUAGCCUCUGUGUGGCUGGAGGCAUUGGGGUCACUCCAUUUGCAUCAAUACUAAACACUCUGCUGGAUGACUGGAAACCAUACAAGCUAAGAAGACUGUACUUUAUCUGGGUGUGCAGAGACAUCCAGUCAUUCCGGUGGUUUGCAGAUCUGCUCUGUAUGCUGCAUAACAAGUUUUGGCAAGAAAACAGACCUGAUUAUGUGAACAUCCAGCUGUACCUCAGUCAAACAGAUGGGAUACAGAAGAUAAUUGGAGAAAAAUAUCACACACUGAAUUCUAGACUUUUUAUUGGGCGUCCUCGGUGGAAGCUUUUAUUUGAUGAAAUAGCCAAAUGUAACAGAGGGAAAACAGUUGGAGUUUUCUGCUGUGGACCCAGUUCAAUUUCUAAGACUCUUCAUAAUUUGAGUAACCAAUACAAUUCAUAUGGGACAAAAUUUGAAUACAAUAAAGAAUCCUUCAGCUGAAGUCUUAGGAGACUAAUUUUUUGAGGACUCUGAAGAAAGAACAAGUGCAAUUUCUAUGACUCGGAAACUCAGCUGAAUCGAGCAGCUGUGCUAUGCCAAAGAAUAUCAAGCUUUUGUUAUUUAUGAUUAUUUAAAAUGAGAAUUCAGA
This is a messenger RNA of Acomys russatus (golden spiny mouse), 2075 nucleotides long. It is a transcript of the gene Nox4, whose product is annotated as NADPH oxidase 4. Gene Ontology annotation, cellular component: NADPH oxidase complex; plasma membrane. Gene Ontology annotation, biological process: defense response; superoxide anion generation. The transcript is spliced from 18 exons. Gene Ontology annotation, molecular function: superoxide-generating NAD(P)H oxidase activity. Lineage: Eukaryota; Metazoa; Chordata; Mammalia; Rodentia; Muridae. Bases 191 to 1927 code for a protein of 578 amino acids. The record is from RefSeq and is a predicted model, not a curated record.